CCCCGGCCCACAGAUAGCAUUAGCUGCCGGGUCGCCUUCAGUCGCUGUCAUCAGAAGACCCGCUCGUACGUUCGCUUUUGGUUAAAACAAUUAAAUGGUUACAUUUGAGUACAAAUAUUUUUAGGCGAAAAACCCGCCUGGCGUUUGCUGACUAUCCCACACUCGAGCUGCCAUCAUGGGCGAGGUGGAGCUCUCCUGCCGGGCCUAUGUGAAGAUGUACCUGCACGCCUGCUUGUUCCCCCGGUGCAGCGUCAACGGGCUGCUGCUCUCCUCCAGCCCGGCAGGGGGCGACGUGUGCGUGACUGACUGUGUGCCCCUGCUGCACUCUCACCUGUCUCUGGCGCCCAUCACUCAGCUGGCUCUAACUCAGGUGGACGUGUGGUGCUCUCAAACCCAGCAGAGGAUUGUGGGAUACUACCAAGCCAAUGCCUGCGCAUCAGACAGCAGUCCAACACAGGGAGCCACGAAAAUAGCAGAUAAGAUCGCAGAGCAGUUUGAUGGUGCAGUUUUAUUGAUGCUCGAUGGCAGUAAGAUGUCACCAGACUUUCGGGUCCCUCCCAUCGUGAUGUACGAGCGCAAAGACUCCAGAUGGACGCUCAAAGACAAACACAUGAUCAUGCUGAGGCAAUGGGAGGAGACCCGAGCCAUCGCCAGCCAGAUGCUGGAGUCGGGCGACCACGCGCUCCUGGUGGAUUUCGACAGCCACCUGGACGACAUCACCAGAGACUGGACCAACCAGAGAGUCAACGCCAAGAUCGCCGAGCUGGCGUCGCCGGCCAACGGCAACAUCUAAGACUGUAGACUUCUCCAACCUCAAACCACAUCAGAGUUUAUAGAUGGUUUUAUUGCUGGUUUUCCCCGUGUACACUACAAGCAAACAGUAAAAGUGUAACUCGUGCUGCCCUGAGGACGCACUUAAAGCUGCGCACGCACACACACACACUGGUUAGGACAGCAACGC
Nerophis lumbriciformis (worm pipefish) is the source of this 961-nucleotide messenger RNA. RefSeq names its product ER membrane protein complex subunit 9 (gene emc9). The record is from RefSeq and is a predicted model, not a curated record. Gene Ontology annotation, cellular component: EMC complex. NCBI's taxonomy places the organism in Eukaryota, Metazoa, Chordata, Actinopteri, Syngnathiformes, Syngnathidae.